Penicillium verhagenii is the source of this 867-nucleotide messenger RNA. Its product is annotated as nicotinate-nicotinamide nucleotide adenylyltransferase. The transcript has a single exon. Gene Ontology annotation, molecular function: nicotinamide-nucleotide adenylyltransferase activity; ATP hydrolysis activity. The record is from RefSeq and is a predicted model, not a curated record. NCBI's taxonomy places the organism in Eukaryota, Fungi, Ascomycota, Eurotiomycetes, Eurotiales, Aspergillaceae. Bases 1 to 867 code for a protein of 288 amino acids. Gene Ontology annotation, cellular component: nucleus; cytoplasm.
AUGGCCUCGUUUCGCAGCUUGCGGUCUCAGUAUGCAUCAGUUUUGAAAAGAUUUACCGCAUCAACCCGGGACUUUGAAGUCCUUGCAACCAUCCCCGCCAAUGAGGCCCCCGCACCAAAGGUCCUAUAUGUGCUAGACUCAUCAUUCAACCCACCAACUCGCGCACAUCUCCGCAUUGCCAGCUCCGCACUCCUAGAACGACUUGAGCCUAGCUCCAGGUUGUUGCUAUUGCUCGCCACCCAAAAUGCAGACAAGCCCUCAAAACCAGCGCUGUUCGAGGACCGACUCGCCAUGAUGGAGUUAUUCGCUCAUGAUCUACGCUCCUAUCUGGCUACCAGCACAGCAGCUCCGGGUUACGCUCCAUCUCUAGACCAUAUUCCUGCCAUUGACAUUGGAGUCACUAAGAAUCCCUACUUCAUUGACAAAGCCUCGGCGAUCGAGGCCUCGGGAAUGUAUCCCACUCCGCUUGAACAGGUCCAUCUCACGGGCUAUGAUACACUGAUCCGUAUCUUUAACCCGAAAUAUUACCCGCCAGAACAUACAUUGGCGCCGCUGGCGCCGCUUUUUUCUCAACAUCGAUUGCGGGUGACGUUGAGACCUAGUGAUGAGUGGGGGAGUAUAGAUGACCAGGAAGCUUUCCUGGCCGCUCUUGCUCGCGGGGACCGGGAGAGCGAGGGUGGGAUGAAAGAAUGGGCGCAAAGAAUUACGCUGGUUGAAGGGAGGAAAACGGGGCAAAAGUCGGUUAGCUCGACGAGAGCUCGCGAAGCGAUUGAAUCUGAAAGUCAGGACUUGGAGUGGCUUGUGCCGGACAAUGUGCGCCAAUUCUUACUAUUUGAGAAACCAUAUUCACCGGAGAGCUCUCUGUAG